Molecule: messenger RNA, 7292 nt
Organism: Bactrocera dorsalis (oriental fruit fly)
Lineage: Eukaryota; Metazoa; Arthropoda; Insecta; Diptera; Tephritidae
Product: diacylglycerol kinase eta-like
Exons: 9
Coding region: 439-4977 (1512 amino acids)
Biological process (GO): intracellular signal transduction; diacylglycerol metabolic process; lipid phosphorylation
Molecular function (GO): ATP-dependent diacylglycerol kinase activity
Source: RefSeq, a predicted model, not a curated record
AGUCUUAGAAACCAUUCACAUGUUCAUGCUGUGAUCUACAAGAUUAAGUUCUGAUGUUUUUGUGAUCACUGAAAGCACAUAAACCAAAAUCUUCAACUCACUUCUGUAUCGUCCAGGAAAAUGCAGAAACAACAGGAAGUUUUGGUAUAUUAGACUAUACCAAAGACUUAACUAAGGCUAUUGAAACUAAAAGCGAUUUCUAGCACUUUGCGAACGGUAUGUUCUGAAAAUCAAUAUAUUUUCAGAAAAGAAUGAGUUCAAACAAAUCUGAUAUAAAUAUAUGAACUCUUCUACUAUUAACCACUUAUUUUUACACUAUACUCAAAACAUAAAUCUUUUCCAUUAACAUAGAGUAGAAUUUAAUUGACGCACAAUCUUUUUCUCCAGGUAAUCACCGCCACACGUUCACUUGUGCUUUGUACCGAAUCUCGCCGCGAAAUGGAAGACUGGCUAAGCUCGCUGAAAUCCGCCUCAAUACCGGCGCGAGCGCGUGGCGAUAGCUUCUUCAUUGAGCAACAUGAUUUAUUCUCCAAUCAUCAUCACUGGUAUGCGACCUCCCACGCCCGUCCCACCUUCUGCAAUGUAUGCCGCGAUGUACUCUCCGGCGUUACCUCGCAUGGCCUCUCUUGUGAGGUGUGCAAAUGCAAAGUGCAUAAACGUUGUGCUGCCAAAGCCAUUGCCAAUUGUAAAUGGACGACAUUGGCCACCGUCGGCAAGGAUAUCAUUGAGGAUCGCGACGGAAGUAUUAUCAUGCCACAUCAAUGGAUGGAGGGUAACUUACCGGUCUCAUCGACCUGCUCGGUUUGUAAGAAGACUUGCGGUUCUUUUUUGCGUUUGCAAGAUUGGCGUUGUUUAUGGUGUCGCGAAACGUUACACGUUGCUUGUCGACCACAAAUUGCAGUCGCUUGUCCACUAGGACCGGCCAAGCUGUCCGUUGUGCCGCCUACCUGUGUGCAUUCCAUUGGCAAUGAUGACUCCUGGGAUGUGGAGAGUCCGAAGGGUAAUUUUUCGCCACUGUUGGUUUUCGUCAAUUCCAAAUCGGGAGACAAUCAGGGAGUGAAGUUUUUGCGACGCUUCAAGCAGUUAUUAAACCCAGCUCAAGUUUUCGAUCUCAUAUCAACCGGGCCCAGUUUGGGUUUGCGGCUCUUCAGACGUUUCGAAAUGUUUCGAAUAUUAGUUUGCUCCGGCGACGGCUCUGUAGGCUGGGUGCUCAGCGAGAUUGAUCGUUUCAGUAUGCAUAAACAAUGUCAAGUAGCAGUACUGCCUCUUGGUACCGGCAACGAUUUGGCGCGUGUUUUGGGCUGGGGCUCAUCCUGUGAUGAUGACGUACAUCUGCCGCAAAUACUCGAACGUUACGAAUCUGCUAGUACCAAAAUGUUGGAUCGUUGGAGCAUAAUGGUCUUGGAAAAGGCUGUCGGCGUGCAACCGAAGACGCCGAAGAUGUCAUUGUCGAGCGCACAAGAAGCACUACUUACCGGCAUGGUAACGUCGGCUAAUUUAAACUUACGCAACAUUGUCGAGACUGAUGAUUCGCAGACGCUUAUUACUGCCACCAAAACGCUCUGCGAAACGCUCGACAAACUCAUGGUUCAGAUCUCUGAAAGUCGUAAGGAUGAUGAACAAUUACCGGUUAAAUGUGACAUACUGCGUGAGAAGUUAGCCAUGUUAUUGGAAGCUUUGCGCGAGGAAGAGACCGGUGCGCACUCCGGGGAUGAUCUCUUAACGAAAAUCAGUGGCAUUAUAUCAGAGAGUGCUGCCGCCUCUCCAAAUGCUUCUACAACGCCGUCGACAUCAGCUUCAUUGCUUAAUCCAAACAUAUCAAUCGAGAAAGACGGGAAGGAUCAAUUUAAUACGAAUGAGCGACGCAAUAGGCGCUCCUUACAGUCAACAGAACGCGAGUCGCUACAAUGUCGGGCCAACAGUGUUAAACGUGCCAUGUACGAUGUCAUCGAUCACUCUGAACCAGGCCGACCCAAGCGCUAUCAGCGCAAGCUAUCCAUAACGCCAUUCGAAGCUUUAAAGCUACCAACCAAUGCAUCGGGUGAAUCUAUCCCUUGCUCUUCACCUACCAUGGAAACCUCUCGCCAAACUUGUAUAUCGCCACUACCGGAUACACGUCGGGACUCAGUCGACGAGAACUUCUUCAAUGCGAUUAGCAUACCAGUGCCACGUCAAUUCGCGGACAGUCGCCGCAGCUCAGGCGCGCCCGAAGUAAUACAAGUGAUGGAAGAAAAUGGACAAAGAGGAAAUAGUGAGAUUGUCAAUCCAUUACCCAUGGUUGGUGAAAAUACUGAUAUAAGCUCACCCUCCGAACGUAAAAUCGACUUUCUCAGUGUGCCGAUAUUGACAAGCGAUCAGAUUGUAGAUCCUCUUUCGGACUACCGUCCAAUAGAGGUUUUCGAACGCAGCUACUAUAUGAGUCGUGAAUUGGAUAAGGAAGAGAAACUCAAGCAAAGUAUGAGUGCCAAUAGGGAGUGCAACUAUGAAGACGGCAAGGAGGAGAAAACAAUGCCCGAAAAGUCUAACGCGUUACGUUUCGAUGACGAAGUUUGUCAGUUGCAGUUACCCAACGUAGUCAUACCCAGUAAAGCCCAAAAUGUAUACUCAAGCGAAACCAUAACGAUCAUUGAUACAGACGUAGCCACUGAAUUAUCCUCGUCGGAUGAGUUGCCAGGUGGCGAGGCUAGCGAUGUGUUGUCAGCCAUUGGUGAUGAGGAGUGCAGCGUAGCCUCCGAAAUAUUGGACAGGCAUCAGGAAGGUCAAAAUCUCGACCGCCCACUGCAGUUAGGAGACAUAAUACAGCGCCCGAAAAAGCGUUCGUCCCUACGCAAACCUAAAUCCGCCAUACUUAUCUCGCAACAACAACUCUCCAUUAAUGCAUCUACGACAACAACUUCCGCAACACACGCGAACGGCCAACAGACUGAUGAUGAAUUGACCACAAAAAUGGCUAUUAAGAUUGAGGUAUGCGACAUCGAGACCUAUGCACACAUGGAUAGUGGGGACAACUUGGAAGCGCCGUCAAUGCCUUACGCCCAAAACCAGCCGAUUGUAGCCACAAUGCCCCACAGCACAUUGAACAACCAAUCAACAAUAACAACAGCAACAACGCUUGGCUCAGCAUUGAGCACAUCGCCGAAAAAAUCCGGACACAGACAAGGUGUAAAGCGCAUUACUUUUGAUGAGUCGUGUAAGAAAGAAUCCUGUGAUGAUGUAAAUCCAAACUAUCCACAGAUGAGGGUAGUUGUGCGCCCACCAACCCCUUUACGUGGACAUGCUAUCAAACCGAUGAAUGCAACGUCGGCAACCAGCCUACUGUCGGCCCGUAUGCUGCCGAUGGAGUUCAGGCGGCACUCAAGUCAUGAAACAACCAGUCUAGCGGUGCGAGAGCAUGCCGAGAAGGAUGGUCGACAUUCGAGCUUUAAUCCAAAUUUUUUAAGUUUAGAUCCGGAUCAUACGAAAUUCUUAAGCUCAUCACCGUCAGCAAGUCGACGCAUCAGUUGUGGCAGUCUCUUCAAGCCAAAUAAGGCGUUACCAAAUCUGAUGACAUUUAAAGGCUCAAAGUCCAGUCUUUUUAUGGGUUCGGCACUAUUUGGAUUCGAUCAUUUUGGCGGAGGCAGUGGUGACGGUAAUUCAGGUGGUGACAAAAAACGUGACGAUAAGGGCAAAAAAGAUAAGGAGUGUCUACUUGGCGCUGAAGAUGGCGCUAGGAAAAUGCCGAUUAUUAAUCCACCUGUACGCCUACCAAAUUGGCCAACGUUAGCCAAUAGUUCCGGGUUCAUAUCCAAGUGCUUGCCAGCAAAUGCAGAUGCGCUCUGCGCUGCUGUUAGUCCACUAAUGGAUCCCGUUGAAACCCUGCUGGCAGGCUAUCAUGAGAAAUGCGUUAUGAACAAUUACUUCGGUAUUGGUAUAGACGCCAAGAUCUCGCUCGAUUUCCAUAACAAACGGGAAGAGCAUCCCGAGAAGUGUCGCUCGCGUGCCAAAAACUAUAUGUGGUACGGUGUGUUGGGUUCGAAGCAGCUAUUGCAGAAAACAUGUAAAAAUCUCGAGCAACGCGUGCAAUUAGAAUGUGAUGGGCAGCGUAUACCGCUGCCAUCCCUGCAGGGCAUCGUCAUAUUGAAUAUACCCAGCUUCAUGGGCGGCACGAAUUUCUGGGGCUCCAGCAAGAAGGACGAUAUCUUCCUUUUGCCCAGCUUUGACGAUCGCAUACUCGAAGUUGUCGCGGUGUUCGGUUCGGUGCAAAUGGCCGCCUCGCGUCUCAUAAACUUACAACAUCAUCGCAUAGCACAAUGCCAGAGCGUACAAAUAAAUAUUUUGGGCGAUGAAGAGAUACCCAUACAAGUUGAUGGCGAAGCUUGGCUACAACCACCCGGCAUGAUUCGUAUAUUGCACAAGAAUCGUGUACAAAUGCUUUGUCGUAAUCGCCAUUUGGAAAUUUCACUGAAAUCAUGGCAAGAAAAGCAGCGUCAACAUAGCAUAUCCAUACAGCGCGAGCAAUCAUCGACUGCAUCCGAGCAUGCAAUGUCUACGGAUGAGGUGCUGUCCGAACGUGAAUGCUAUGUACUCUUGAACUUUAUUGAGGCGGUCAGUUCGCUUGUAAAAUGGGUGAAAUUCCUUAUAAUUUCACAUCCAUCUUUGCAACACGAUUUAUAUGCUGUGGCUUGUCGUGCCGCUGAAGUACUCGAAUCCAUACAUCCGGAUGGCAAAUUACUUGAGGGUCCCACACUACGCACCAAACUGGUGGAGGUUAUCGAGUCGGCGCGUCAGUUGUACGAGGACUCCUGCAAUUUAUUACGCGAUCGUGCUCCCAGCUUAAUAUUGAGAGAGGAUCUCGAGUCGAAGUUGAGCGUUGCCUUGGCCAAUAUCGAAAUGGAGCUGAAAAAAUGUUCGGUACAGAAGAGUUUCGAUGGGAAAUUGCGCGCUUACUUCAAUGCUUUGGCGCCAAAUGAAGAGGAAGUAUAUCUACAAUCCACUUGAGAUAGGACAUAUGUAGGACAUAUGUUACAAGUGGAAAGAUUCAUCUUACAAUCUAUGAGUUAUAUUUUUGGACCACCUAAGGCGGACAGUAUUAGGACAGUACCAUAUGGGUUUCAUAUUUAUAACGGAAAUACAAUAUGUUCAUGUAAUAUGAACUGGUGGUAUUAACUUUUACACAUGUAAAUAUGUCACCCGCAAAAAGUAUAAAUAUUGUUGUACAAAAACAAGAAUCGUUCAAAUAGCAUCAUACAUACUCAUAUGCGUACACAUGUAAAUAUGUGUGUAUGACAUUCCCACACAAAUAAUGCAUACACAACAUACAUACUUACAUAUAUGCGUUCACAUGUCGAUAUGUCACCCGCAAAAAUUACGAAUAUUGUUCUACAAAAACAACAAUCGUCUAAUAUAGCAUCAGCAGCGUCACCAGUCAAUAUGGCAGCCAAAUAGUCGAUGCCCAAAUUUGUAGAAAAACCCACAACAACAAUAUUUUCAUUCAUGAACGCAAGCGCACUUUCAACAGGCAAACUCGCUUCAUUCAUAAAAGUAGACACCAUUACAUCUCCCCGAGCAUGCCUUUGUCAACAAGCGUCUUUUCGCGACGAUGCAUCGCGAUGGCAAAAGCUAAAAAUCUUAAAUUGAACAACUAUCUGAUGCUUCUUCACAGAAAGACGUGAGAAAAGUGGCAACAACGCAGUUGUCGAUUUAUAAUAUUUGUCCAUUCUAAAAUAUUUUUCCGUGACUCGCAAAAAUCUGCGUCGAUGUGUAUUCACGCUCAUACGUAUACAUACAUACAUAUUUACUCACAUUUUUAGGCAAAGCUGUUACAGCGGCAAGGGAAGCGGUGACAAUCGGCGGCCAUUCGUUUAUUUUUUUCGGCACAGCUUGGAGUUUCUAUCAUCACCCAAGUGCUGAACACAAUGAGUGCGACAGACUGCAAACGACAUCUGUCAAAUAUUAGAAUACACACGUUCUUAGGGACACAGUUAUUGAGGCAGCUUCACAACAAAAUAACUGUGUCCAUAAUAACGUGUGUAUUUUAAUAUUUGACAUAACAGUCUGUCCCGCUCAAUGUGUUCAGCACUUGACUCUUUGACAAAGCGUCAGUUUCGGCUAUUGGUAGACCAUGACAACGGAGAUGCGAAAGAUGCGUGUGACACUUGUUAUUAUGAAUGUACAUAUGUACAUACAUAUUUAUGUGGCUCGCAUUUGCUUUCGUAAACAUACAAAUGUGACAAAGAAAUAAUAUACAUACAUAUGUAUGUAUGUGUCAUAGAAAUUCUAUUGGUACAAAUAUGGAAAUGAUAACGAAAUAAUGCGAAUAUGCAUAUUUCAUGAAGGUCAUCAAUUUUCUUUGAAGAAAUGAAGAUCAUUUUGCACAUCUUCACUUUGUAAUAGUCGAAAUAAAUAUUAAUUUAUUUAAAAAUUAAAAAAUAAAAAUAAAGAGAAAUAAAAUUAAAAUAAUUUUUCCCGAUUUUAUUUUUUAUAAUAUGCCAACUCAACCUAAAAGCGCUUACAUACACAUGUACAUAUAUUGUAAAUACAAUUGGCGCCAUUUCCCCGUUGUAACCUACAUAUAUUACCUACAAUUAGAAAAAAUCUAACUACUUGCAUUCUUUAUAUGUACAUAUACCGCAUAUUUGAUCGUUAAAUUUGGCGCAAUUCCUCCAUGAAAACAUACAUACAGCAAAUACUUAGCCAAAAAGAGCAUGCAUAUAUUGUAAAUACAUUUUCAUAGCUUUUACUUCAUUGGCUGUCUCUUAUUUGUAUAAGUUAACACAGUGGUUCACACCGUCAGCUAAUUCCCACCGUUGGUCAAUAGCUGGAAACUUUAAACCACCCAAUUGCUGACACUGCAUCAGCAAUAUCAGUUAGUGACUCCACACGCGCGUCCGGUCAAUUGCUGACGCCGCAACUGUUGGCAACGUGACCAGGUAGAGGCAUAGGUUUAAUUUAGACUUAAGAAAUAAUUUGUAAUUAGUCUUUAGACAACAUUUAAUAAAUAAAGACCGCGGACGCGAGUCCGCUAGUUUUUAAAAAUUAAAAUAACAAAAUAAAAAUUUAACUUGCGCCCGAGCAGGGACCAGUUGAAGUUUGAAGUCCGGUUCGCGUUGUGAUAAAAUCAAAAGUCGCCCGCGGAGAACGGCCGAAGAGAAACCACAGCAAAUAACAAAGAACACACGGACCAAACGAGCUGGUCUAGCAACCUAACAACAGCGUUAGGAUCCAAUAGGAAAAAAACGCACCCUCCAUACGUGCGCAACGAGGGACCUUAGUAGAAAAAGCAAACGGGAGAACACCCCACGCGCCAAGAGGAU